AUGCAAGCCCCCUUCUUCCAGCUUAGCCUUCUCUUCACAUCGCUUUCAUAUCCAACGACAUCAAAGCUCUUCUCUUCCACAACCGCCGGCACUCCUCGCCGUCGCUGUAUAGCCUGCCCCUCCGCCACCACCCCAAUUCCCCCUAGUCUACCCGAUUCUUCCAUCACCGCCUUCGAAGAUUACCAGCGCCUCUUCUCCUCCCAACCCGCCGAGUCCGUCGAUCCCCUCCCCCUUGUCGCCACCGAAGGCAGCCUCCCUGCCGGGUUUUCCCUCGGAACAUACUACCUCAAUGGCCUUGGCAUGAUUUCUGAUGACCAUGGAUCCAUCGUCAACCCCCUUGACGGCCAUGGAUACCUCCGCGCCUUUCGCUUCAUUGGCGGAGGCGUGGUGAUGUAUUCGGCAAGGUAUGUGGAGACAGCGGCGGCGAAGGAGGAGAGGGAGGCAAAAACAGAGGAAUGGCGGUUCCGGCACCCGGGGCUCUUUUCCCUGUUGAAAUCGCAUAUGAGAGAACCGAGUUUGAAAUUGCUAAAGAACGUGGCAAAUACUACGGUGUUGAGGUGGGGCGGGCGGUUGUUCUGUCUUUGGGAAGGAGGGCUUCCCUAUGAGUUUGAGCCGACGUCAUUGGCAACCAUUGGCCUCACAGACAUUAUCAAGACGGUGGAUGGACGGCAAAGUGGAGGCGGCGAAGUACAGAAGCUCGCCUCUUUCAUCGCCGGAAUCACUAAGCCCUUGCUUCUUGGUAAGUAUUAA
This is a messenger RNA of Dendrobium catenatum, 750 nucleotides long. Its product is annotated as carotenoid cleavage dioxygenase 7, chloroplastic-like. Gene Ontology annotation, molecular function: 9-cis-epoxycarotenoid dioxygenase activity. Gene Ontology annotation, cellular component: chloroplast stroma. The record is from RefSeq and is a predicted model, not a curated record. The transcript has a single exon. The coding region runs from base 1 to 750 and encodes 249 amino acids. NCBI's taxonomy places the organism in Eukaryota, Viridiplantae, Streptophyta, Magnoliopsida, Asparagales, Orchidaceae. Gene Ontology annotation, biological process: carotene catabolic process.